CUAAUUAGGUUGCUUUGAUGGCUUCUUAUUUUUUCAAUCGAGCUUCACCUAAAUCAAUACUACACUGAGUUCAAACUCAGUAAUAAUAAGUAAACAGCUUUGAUGAGCCAUGAGUGGCUCACGAUUACUCUUUUGGAGUCUACCUAGCAUUCACUACUUUGAUUAAAACAACCGGCUCAGUGGUGUAGGAAUAAUUUUAGAGACCUACAUUUGCUCUAUAUAAAUACACAAAUCAAAGGAGAUACCGCUGAAGAAAGAGAAAGAGACACCAUGGAGGUGAAGGAUGUGCUUUUCAUGAGCAAAGGAGAUGGAGAAAGUAGCUUCUUUCAAAACUCUUAUUUUACGCAAAAAGUAGUGGCUAUGUCGAAGCCUGCACUAGAAAAGGUAGUUGAAUCUCUGGUCUCUGAAGAUUUUUCCUCAUACCACGUUCUAAACGUAGCGGAUUUGGGCUGUUCUUCCAAUUCAACCACAUAUGCAAUAAUGGAAACUGUGAUAGAUAGUGUGAAAAGAAAAUGCAAGGAAUUGAAUUAUCAAAUUCCAGAGUUUCAAUUUUACUUGAACGAUCUGCCAGGGAAUGACUUCAACACGCUCUUCAAAGGUUUGCCUAACUUUGUUGAAAAAUACGAGGGUCUUCCUUGUUUUGUGGUGGGGUGCCCAGGCUCUUUCCAUGGCCGGCUUUUCCCCAAAAACAGCAUGCAUCUUGUUCAUUCCUCCUACGGUGCCCAUUGGCUCUCCAAGGCACCGAGGCUCAUGGAUAAAGAAGGAUUGCCAUUAAACAAGGGGAAAGUUUACAUAUCUAAAACCAGUCUUCCUGCUGUUAAAGAAGAAUAUCUUGCUCAAUUUCAAGAAGACUUCAGCUUGUUUCUCAAUUCACGCUCACAUGAGAUGACACGCGAUGGUCGAGUUAUCUUGACAAUCCAUGGAAGGCUAUCGGAAGAUCCCAUAUAUGAAUUGACCUGGGAACCUUUAGCUGAGGCUAUAGUUGACAUGGUUUCUCUGGGAUUGAUUCCUGAAGAGAAGUUAGACUCUUUUAAUGUGCCAUAUUACAUUCCAUCACAAAAGGAAGUGAAGGAUAUAGUGGACAGGGAGGGAUCCUUUGAACUUGAGCUGCUGGAGACAUUUCCAAUUAAGGAGGGAGACAAAAGCGUAUGGAAUAGCCAUGAAAAAUACAUUAAAAACCUCAGGUCUUUCACAGAGUCCAUGGUUUCACACCACUUCGGAGUGGAAAUAGUUGACAAACUGUAUGGUAAAUUUGCCCAAAUAAUGCUCCGGGAUUUGGCUACGCAUACAGAACCCAGAGAAGUCAUAAGCUUUGUUGUUGUGUUAAGGAGAUUGUAAAUUAAACUUACCAUAUGAAUUGGACUGAAGGAAAUGUUUAUUGUGAAUAAUGUAUGAAUUAUUUCUUUUCUUCA
Messenger RNA from Mangifera indica (mango), 1412 nucleotides. Its product is annotated as 7-methylxanthine methyltransferase 1-like. NCBI's taxonomy places the organism in Eukaryota, Viridiplantae, Streptophyta, Magnoliopsida, Sapindales, Anacardiaceae. Gene Ontology annotation, biological process: methylation. Gene Ontology annotation, molecular function: S-adenosylmethionine-dependent methyltransferase activity. The record is from RefSeq and is a predicted model, not a curated record. The transcript is spliced from 4 exons. Bases 271 to 1338 code for a protein of 355 amino acids.